ACAUAGAAAUGUAGGGUGCAGGAUUACUCCUAGCAGCAGACAGUUUUAGACGGGCUUCCCCGAACUAUAUUACUUGCACCUUUAAAUACGAAGGCGUGACUACGUGUUAAGUGGAAGAUUGUAACGGAGCGUCUUCCUGAAACCCGCCCUCUUUCCCACUCGCGUCCUAUAAAUAUGACGCUGAAGCGUCCGAGCUUCAGUCGUUCAGGAAAGCUCGAGGUGUGCACUGUGCCAAAUCACAGCAUUCCCUGUUGACAACGUGAGUCGGGACGCGUAACCUCUCGUAUUUACAACAAGUUUUUUGUAACUUAAAAAAAGUUACUCUAAGUGUUUUUUUUUGGACUGUUCAGUGAGAAUUAUUAAGUGUGACAAGAUGUUGGACAAAAGCAUCCUCGGUGGUAGUUGGGAAAGCGUGGUGUCGAGAGAUGACUACGAGAUUGACUACAGCCAGAGUCCGAGGGGGUCUCCCUUGAAGGAUACGUCUAACAUUCAAGAUGAGCCGGGCUACUGCAUCAGCCGUCACAACCCGAACAAGACCUUCCGAAGGGAAUCUGUCAUCGCUUCGUGGAAGAGUUUGAAGAAAGAGAGGGAGUUGGCUUUGGGAAAGCGUUUUAUCUACGUUGAUGCUGAUAGCUACCAAGAUUACUAUGGCAGGAACAAGGUUAAGCGCUGCAAGAGCGACAGGGCACCUAAUACACCCAGGGUGCCUAAAAAAGUCAAGCGCACAUACUCCGUACUCUAUAGAUAUGACCCAUCUGAAGAAAAAGUAGUAAAGGAGUACAAGUACCAGCUUCCAAAGGAUUCCGAACCUUCAAGCCUGCCAGUUAUGCAGAAAUCCUACUCGGAACCUUUCUUGAGGUCUGAAUCAUCACCUAAGAAGAAGGUUAAGAGGUCUUUCACGACCUUGCUGAACAUUAAGACGAAGUUCUUGAACAUCUUCACGUCCAAGAGUUAAAUUGGUGAAGAGAUUUAACUUGGAUUAAUUGCUCAAUUUAAUGCAUUUUAACAUUGGUGUAUUACGUUUUCUUACAAGGUCGUAAUCACCAUGUCUAGUCGAAAUUUUGCCUAAGAGGUUCAAUGCCAGAACCGUCUAUUUUGAUAUGGUAGAAAUAUAAACAAAAUUGUAAUGGGAUAGGUCAACAUAUAUAGAAGUGUUGCCAGCUCUAAAAGUGGCUGAAUAUUGGAUUUUUUAACACCUGUUAACUUUGUAAGCUUGAUUAAAAGUUUAACUUUACUAUAUUUUGAAAUGCCAAAUGUAUUCAUAAAUAUUAAGUUUAGGAUAUAAUUUGUGAUAUUUUUGUGUGUUGUGAUAUUUUUUUAUACUGUCUAAAGUAUCUUUAUUGUAAGGCAUCUUAUAAUAUUGCAUACAAGAAUAAGUUAUUAAGGUAAAGCAAUUAACCAAAGAUAUGCUUAUAUCUACUUAAGUAGAGUAAUUGAUUAUAUUAAUUAGCAUUAAUAUGAAUGUAAUUACGAAUCUUAAGUACGUAUGUUUAAUUGUCAUACUAUUCUUUAUAUUUGAUAAAAAUGUAAAAGCAAUAGGGACAUCCAUGUUUGCAAAGUCAUGUUUUAUUCGUAAUUGUUUAUAUUUAUUAAUGAGUAAAUAUAAAUAAAAUUACUGUUAUUAUCUAUUAAUUGUAAUGAGCAGAACUUAAUUGAUUGCUUCAAUUAAUAUUUUGUUUAAAUACGGAGAUUGUGAUUUCAAAUUAAAAAGCUUUGCAUUUGAAAUUAUGAUUGAAUUCAUUGUAUUUAGAGAUAUAUAAAUACUGAUGUAAUUUGUAAAUCUAAUUUCAUAAAUAACAAUAUAACCAAUUCUUUAUAUUUAAACACAUUAAAUAUAAUUGUAAUUGUUAUUAUUGACUAACAAGCUGCACUAUAUAACUUCAAUAAAUACAUACUAAUUGAAUAAAAAUAUAUUUUAAUAAUAAAUAACAUAUAACAUUUUUAUUUAAACAAAGUUCUCAUUCCUUUAGUGAAAUAAGCUUUACUUAGAUUAAAUAAUAAUUAAUUUUAAGAAUUAAUAACAGUUAACAACUACUGUUAAUAUUAGAAUAUAAAACAUAUCAAUAAUUCCUAGUAUACUUAGUAAAAUAAAUAAAUGAUAAAAUGGUUAUGUGAUAGAAUAUUUGUAUGACAUAAUUGUAUAACUGAGAAAGUAUUAAUUAUGUAUUAGGAUAUUAAUAUAAACAAUAAUUAAAUAUAAAUUUUAUGAUAUGAAUA
Molecule: messenger RNA, 2217 nt
Organism: Helicoverpa zea (corn earworm)
Lineage: Eukaryota; Metazoa; Arthropoda; Insecta; Lepidoptera; Noctuidae
Exons: 2
Coding region: 374-955 (193 amino acids)
Source: RefSeq, a predicted model, not a curated record